Rotaria sp. Silwood1 is the source of this 660-nucleotide messenger RNA. The record is from the annotation of a GenBank genome assembly. Lineage: Eukaryota; Metazoa; Rotifera; Eurotatoria; Philodinida; Philodinidae.
AUGCUAGUAUUGGCCAAGCUUGUGACUUGCAGACAAAAGCUUUUAAAUUCAAAAGUUGAUGUCGGUUCAGUUAUUGUUACAAAACUUGAUCGUAAUGCUAAAGAUGGUGGAGCUUUAAGUACUGUUGCUGCAACGAAAUAUCCAAUUAUAUUUGUUGAUACUGGCGAACAUAUUGAUGAUUUUGAAGUAUUUCAAACGAAACGAUUUAUUAGUAAAUUAUUGGGUACGAUUGAUAUGCAAAGUUUAAUUAGCAAAGUCAAUGAUCUGAAAUUAGGAAAUAAUAAAGAAUUAUUUACAAAAUUUAAACAUGGUCAAUUUACAUUAAGGAAUAUGUAUGAACAAUUUCAAAAUAUCAUGAAAAUGGGUCCAUUUGGACAAAUAAUGAGUCUGAUUUUUGGAUUUAGUACAGAAUUUAUACCAAAAAAUAGUGAACAAGAAUCACAAAUGAUAAAACAAAUGACUGGUGUUAAAGGUUUAUCUAAAUCAGGAGAUAUGACAAAAAAUGUUAAUUCGACACAAGUGCAAAAAUUAGAUAGUCAAAUGAGUAAGCUAAUUAAUCCAAGAAUUUUACAUCAAAUCAGUGGUACAUUGAUGAUGCAACAAUUUCAACAAGAUAGUGAAUCAGAUGGACUUAAUAAAUUGUUUAGUUGUGAUACAUAA